Messenger RNA from Manis javanica (Malayan pangolin), 1903 nucleotides. RefSeq names its product glutaminyl-peptide cyclotransferase (gene QPCT). Gene Ontology annotation, molecular function: zinc ion binding; glutaminyl-peptide cyclotransferase activity. The record is from RefSeq and is a predicted model, not a curated record. NCBI's taxonomy places the organism in Eukaryota, Metazoa, Chordata, Mammalia, Pholidota, Manidae.
CAUACUUCUCAGUUUGGGAGUAUAACAGUGUCUUCUAUAAAGCAAGAUAACUAUUUGUCAGAAAAAAGAGAAAAGAUAUGAUAGGCUAUUAUAAACGAAAUACUUUUGAGGGUUCCAGUUCAGGCAUUGUACAGGGGAGGCUCCGUUUUCUCAUCUGGAAAUGGAUUAAUACACAUGGUUGUUAAGAUUAAAUAAGGGAACAUCAGAAAAACACCUAGGACAGAGUUUGGUACAGAAAUACUCAGUAAAUGUCAAUUCCCUGUCCAUCCUUUCUUAAUGAGCUGUGGGAAAACGCUCCAAAGUCCCACAAGGUCUGAUGAACGCUCCUUGCCCUUCCUAUUUCCUAGUUUUGACAUUGGAGAUCAUAGAAAUGCCUCUUUCUUCCUUUCUUCCUCUCCAACACAAGGAAGUGGUCGUCUCUGUUCUCUUGGGUUCGGAAGCUUGUGCCUCCCAGGAUAGCCCAGCCCUGGGUUGCAAGUCGUGGGGGAGGAGAGCUGCGGAUUCGGCCUGCGCAGCGCAGUGGGGAGGCGACCGCCCGGCGAUGGGGAGGCGGGCGCAGUCGACCCAAGGGUGGAGAAGGGGGAAGGCGAAGGACGCGCGUUCCCGGGCUCGUGACCGCUGGCGGCCCGGGUAACCCGGGCCCAGACAGGCGGAGAUGGCAGGCGGAGGGGACCGGCGUGUCUUGGGCACCCUCCACCUGCUGCUGCUGGUGGCCGUCCUGCCCCUGGCGGCCUGGGGUGUCAGUCGGGGCCCCGCAGCCUGGACCGAGGAGAAGAAUGAUCACCAGCCGGCCAUUUUGAAUUCAUCGUCUCUUCGCAAAGUGGCAGAAGGCACCAGUGUUUCUGAAAUGUGGCAAAAUGACUUACGACCUUUGCUGAUAGAGCGAUAUCCGGGAUCCCCUGGAAGCUAUGUUGCUCGCCAGCACAUCAUGCAGAGAAUUCAGAGACUUCAAGCUGACUGGGUCUUGGAAGUGGACACCUUCUUAAGUCAGACACCCUAUGGGUACCGGUCUUUCUCAAAUAUCAUCAGCACCCUCAAUCCCACAGCUAAACGACACUUGGUCCUUGCCUGCCACUACGACUCCAAGUAUUUUCCCCACUGGGACAGCAGGGUAUUUGUGGGAGCCACUGACUCAGCUGUGCCAUGUGCAAUGAUGUUGGAACUUGCCCGAGCCUUAGACAAGCGACUCCUCUCCCUGAAGAACACUUCAGACUCCAAGCUAGAUGUCUCACUCCAGAUGAUUUUCUUCGAUGGGGAAGAGGCUUUUCAUCACUGGUCUCCUCAUGAUUCUCUAUAUGGGUCUCGGCACUUAGCUUCAAAGAUGGCAUCGACCCCACACCCACCUGGAGCAAGAGAUACCAACCAACUGCACGGCAUGGAUUUAUUGGUCUUACUGGAUUUAAUUGGAGCUCCAAAUCCCACAUUUCCCAAUUUUUUCCCAAACUCUGCCAGAUGGUUUAGUAGGCUUCAAGCAAUUGAACAUGAACUCCAUGAAUUAGGUUUGCUCAAGGAUCACUCUUGGGAGAGGCAGUAUUUCCAGAAUUCUGGUUAUGGAGGUGUGAUUCAGGAUGACCAUAUUCCAUUUUUAAGAAAAGGUGUCCCAAUUUUGCAUCUGAUAACAUUUCCUUUCCCUGAAGUCUGGCACACCAUGGAUGACAAUGAAGAAAAUUUGGAUGUGAUAACCAUUGGCAACCUAAACAAAAUCAUACAAGUCUUUGUGUUAGAAUAUCUUCAUUUGUAAUAUUCUGAUUUAGAUUAUGGUAAUUGUAUCUAGUAUCACAUUAAAAAAUCAUGGCACAGUUUAAAAUAAACUGGCUCUAGGCAAAUGCUGUGUGGAAACUUUUAUAGAUUCAUUCUUUUGGUAUCUUUGGAUAUGUGAUCAAUAAAUCAUAGGUUUACAUCA